AUGGCGUCAGCAAAUUUCAGAGACUCGCUGGGCACGCUGGGAUGGAGCAGACGAGACGAGCCCGUCAACACGUCCUCGGCCACGCCAAUACUGGGCAGGCUUCAAUCGUUGAACCCGUUUGGACAGGGUGGCUAUGUCCGCUUGCCUACGACUGAGACGAAUCCUGGAGCCCCUCUCCCAGCUCCCACGCGGCGAGAGGAAGAGGAGGGUUGGUUUGCUCUGAGUCGAUGGGAUCGAUUGCUCCUCUUCGGCGGCCUCGUCCUCGCCGCAUUGGUCAUGUUCGUUGUUGCCUUUGGACUGAUGUUCACGCCCGUCUUCAUCUUGAAGCCACGCAAAUUUGUCGUUCUGUGGACAAUGGGAUCUGUGCUAUUCCUUGCUUCCUUCGCCGUAAUGAUGGGACCUAUAGCGUACGUGCAGCAUCUGCUAUCGGGGCCUCGUCUUCCCUUUACAGCAGCGUACUUUGGAUCGAUAGCACUAACGCUCUACUUCUCAGUUGGGGGAAAUCUCAAGCCUACCCCACACCCCCCGGCAACAACCCCAAAGCCGUGCAAUCAUGGUCUCAUACUCCGCUGCAUGCGCGAUUCCUUAACCUCUCCGCCCAAAAGAUCUCAGGCUAAUGUUGUACCACGUCCGCGUGACGUGACCUUUGUUCAGCUUCAUUCCACUUUCCUCACUCUUAUCGCAGCUAUUGUCCAGACCGUUGCCCUCAUUUGGUACCUAGUCUCAUAUUUUCCCAUGGGAUCGACAGGCCUCCGAUUUGCAGCGCAAGUCGGAGGCAAUCGUGUCGCCGCGUGGAUGAGGAGCUAG
This is a messenger RNA of Verruconis gallopava, 807 nucleotides long. RefSeq lists its product as uncharacterized. Gene Ontology annotation, cellular component: membrane. Gene Ontology annotation, biological process: vesicle-mediated transport. NCBI's taxonomy places the organism in Eukaryota, Fungi, Ascomycota, Dothideomycetes, Venturiales, Sympoventuriaceae. The coding region runs from base 1 to 807 and encodes 268 amino acids. The record is from RefSeq and is a predicted model, not a curated record. The transcript has 5 exons.